Molecule: messenger RNA, 981 nt
Organism: Strongylocentrotus purpuratus (purple sea urchin)
Lineage: Eukaryota; Metazoa; Echinodermata; Echinoidea; Camarodonta; Strongylocentrotidae
Exons: 2
Coding region: 274-690 (138 amino acids)
Source: RefSeq, a predicted model, not a curated record
ACACCAAACAUCAAAUACUGUGACAUAAGAAAAGAUACGGAUACUACAACGUCCCAUGAGACUCCACCAAAAACAUGGGUUCGUUUUGUCAGCCCAAUCUCUAUUGUAGUAGCUAUUGUCAUAAUAGCAGCUAUUGCAGGCUUAUUGGUAACAGUUAUAACUAAAAAGAAUAGAGAAACAAUUGACAAUGAGAUUCACCUGGUGAGCGUUCAGGAUAACCGUGUUCAAGACAGAAAUGUUGGAGCGGCAACAGUAACGCAUUACCAGCCACUGAUGGCAGUGCCAAAGCUUCCAGACAUUCCUCAAGCAGCUGCAAAAGCAACGGCGUCAUCAUGUACAGGAUUGAAUGAUGGCAUCUACGAAGAGCCUGACCUCGGCGAAAGCUCUGUACCCACAGCAGGUAUCGUACAUGCCCACGAGUACCUGGCCUUGGACCAGGAUGUCCCUUCAAUGAGCAGAUCAUUUGACGAGUACCACAAGUACAACUACCCUGAGAUGAUCCGAAGUAAACCAAAGGUUCCAGUUAGGGCGUGCCGGGUAGAUAACGAUGGUUACCUGCUUGCACAAUCUGAUAUACAAGGCUUGCCAAAUCCUGGAUCAAAGGUUUAUUACUCUUCGCGUUUACCAGAGUCGCAAGUCAAGGGGGAGAUUGAGAUUUCACCAACCCCUAAGAGUAACAUUCAUACCUAGCCCAGUCCACCAGAGUCCAACUGGCAACAAAGCUGUUUCGGCUUUCAACUGACCAUGAUGCCCCUAAAGUGUACUAUUCAACGCGUUUACGCCGUUCGGGAAAUCAAAGUUCAGAACUAUCCUCAGCAAAGGAAUGGGAGGAUAAGGAUAAAAUUAAGGUGGAGAAUUGAUAGAUUCAAUAUCACACAUAGCUUUAUGAACUUUUUCCCCAAAGGAUGAUACACUCAAACAUGAUCAAUGUUAUUAUUAGCCUUGUAAUGUCUGCAAAGUAUCAAUAAAACAAAAUAGUAU